This is a messenger RNA of Penicillium cinerascens, 2325 nucleotides long. RefSeq lists its product as uncharacterized. Lineage: Eukaryota; Fungi; Ascomycota; Eurotiomycetes; Eurotiales; Aspergillaceae. Gene Ontology annotation, biological process: polynucleotide 5' dephosphorylation; 7-methylguanosine mRNA capping. The transcript has 3 exons. Gene Ontology annotation, molecular function: polynucleotide 5'-phosphatase activity. Gene Ontology annotation, cellular component: mRNA capping enzyme complex. The record is from RefSeq and is a predicted model, not a curated record. Bases 1 to 2325 code for a protein of 774 amino acids.
AUGGAUUUGCGCACGAUCAUGAACACCGACGCCGGCGGCGCUUCCAAGCCUACUGCGCCCACACAAACCUCUAGUUCUCCGGUCGAUCCUGCUCAGCAUCAGCGCGCACAACAGAACUACGCAGACUAUGCCGGUCGUCCCCCACAACCCCAGUUGCAGCAUUCGCAUGCCUCCUCAGAUCGAUCCUCGCCCUACGCUCCUCCCCAAUCACCUUACCAGCAGUUCAAGACGGCCCCCGCGCCUCCACCAUUGAAUACAGGAACGCGAACCCGUCGGAGCCAAAGCCCUUCCCAGGUCAUGACUCCGUAUGGGCCUGGUGCGCGUGAUCCGUACGGCGCGUCGGCCUACAAUUCGCAUCCAGAGCACCCCGCCGGCCACUUGGCCUCACCGUACACGCCGCAGCCCAUGAGUGCGGGCCCUCAUCAUCCCGAACAGGGAUCGUACUUUGCACAGCAGCGAUCUCACUCGUUGCAAUCGGUCAUGACGAACCCGCACGCGCCGGGCGAGACGUUCCGCCCCCGAGACAGCCCUUCCUCCGCCUCACAGGCUCUCCCACCCCGUCAGUUCUCUCCUCCUGCGCAUCGUCCUCCCCCAGAUACACCUCUGGGACCCCCCGCCGCCUUUUCCUCACGUCAAUCUCCGUCCGCGCGUCCGCAAUCUUCUGGUCGCGAUUCUCCACGCAAUCCUAUGUCCAGCCCACGGCUCAUACAGGACACACAUAUGCGAGACUCGACUCGGACUCAGUCUCCUUCUCUGCCCAGGCAUUUCUCACCCAGCUCUAGACCGUCCGAAUCAACUCCUCAACCUCACUCGGCCGGCUUGAAGCAAGAGCAUUUGGAAACCGUGAGCCCGAGGGCUUCCUCGAGACAGAAUAGCGUCGCAGGUACAUCUGACUUGGCUGGUGGAGCUCCAUUGCGUUCAUCAGAAGAUAGAAAGUGGAAUGAGAGUCCUACGGCACCAUUUUCAUCGGGACCAGGGGCGGAAGCACGUGUCUCACCCGUCGCAGCGGCUCAUACCCAGAUGAAUAGCUCACCUUCCGCACCGAGAAGUGGAUCUCACCCCCUGAAGAUGGAGCUCGACCAGAAGCCAAUGUCACGUGUUGAGAAUCAACAACCAAAGCCGAAGAGGAGACGGUACAACGAGCCCCCGAUUUAUGCUCAACGAUCCGUCCGUACCAAAGGCAAAUGCCCUGUGAUUCCCAACCCACAACCUCCGGUUUCCAAAUAUUUACGGCAAUCGAAUCAGGAUUCCUGGGCUCGCAGGCGAUCCUCGACGAACACGUCUGCGGUGACCACUGCCACUGCCGCUUCGCAUGCUGCUCGGACACCGGGCUCUGUUCUACCGAACAUGAAUGGCCCUCCCGCUCAGUCUGCACCUCCACCUGCGCCGGUGCCUCAAGGUGUACCUUCUGUGGGAUCUCUGGGGCCAUGGGAACCCUCGAUCACCGGACUAAUUCCGUACGAGGAGAUUACAAAAUCCCUUUGCGAUUUCCUCUUUCAGCAUGUGGUGAUGAGAAACGAUGUGGCUGUCGGAGGAGCAGGCUCUGCUGCCGCUGGGCAAGGAACGAUCAUUGAGGUCGAGGCGAAACUAGGCCACGUUAUCGAUCAGGAUCGUCGAGAAAGGUUGCGCUUGCCGGUCCUCACAGAGAGCGUCAUCAAUCGCGACUCUCCUAUCCGAACAGCAUUUGAAAGCAGCAUGACAGUCGAGCAACACCGCGCGAUGAACAAUUUCCUGAACGAGAACGUCAAGGCGUCCAUGCCUGCCGCCGACUCAAAUCGCAUCCCGCUCUCGUACGCGCACAAAAAGGAGCGUGAUACCUUCUACGAAGUCAAUCCGAACGAGCUCCCACCAGUGAUUCGCCAGAAUCUGAAUCCUCGCCACAAACCCAAAGUCCGUGUGACAACGGACCAACGAACCGGUGAAGUCAUUGCCAAGAUCAUCAAAUGCCGAGUCGCCGACAUCGAUGUGUACAGCCCGCGCACCACAGUCGACUGGCGCGUGAGCGUGAAUCUAGAAAUGGAAUACGAAGGAGACCACACCAACCUCCCCAUGGUAGACGCCUCCAGGGGCGGCCGCGGCGAGCGAAACAAGGACCGCAUGAGUUAUCGACAUUUGGCCUAUCAGAUCGAUUUGACGCAGGUGGCCAGGGCCGAGCCUCCGACGAAAAACGAAUUCGAGCACGAGCUCGAGAUCGAGGUCUCAGCUGCUGAAAUCCGUCGCCAAGGUACUCUGGCUAUGGCCGGUGAUCCGACAAACCAGUACGAAGAUUUGGUGAAGGGCUUUGUGGAUAACAUUCGUGUGCUGGCGCGAGCGGUGCCGCCUUGA